Molecule: messenger RNA, 2841 nt
Organism: Penicillium subrubescens
Lineage: Eukaryota; Fungi; Ascomycota; Eurotiomycetes; Eurotiales; Aspergillaceae
Product: oxysterol-binding protein related protein OSH3
Exons: 2
Coding region: 1-2841 (946 amino acids)
Biological process (GO): maintenance of cell polarity; endocytosis; ER to Golgi ceramide transport
Cellular component (GO): plasma membrane; cytosol; intracellular membrane-bounded organelle
Molecular function (GO): sterol binding
Source: RefSeq, a predicted model, not a curated record
AUGGCGGCAAUGGAGGAGCUGGAGAUCCAUAGCAAGUCGUACUUCGUACGAUGGAUCAACGUCAGCGCCAACCACACCAUCUCCUGGAGUAUUCAACCGCACAAGAAGUCGGUAAACUUUGGAAUCUUCAAGCACCCUGGCCAGUCCAGUCUGAGCUCCUAUCUGCCCGCCUCCGAUUCCCACAGCACCGACUCGACCGAGAACCUGCCCGCAACCGCCGCCAACGCGGGCGCCUCCCGGAACCAACAGUCCACCGUCAUCGAGAAGCUGACCGCCAUUGGUCUCAAGUCGAUCAAGUGGAUUGGCAAGUGUGAGGCGGAUCGGAUUUCUCAGGGCACGUACGAUGUGCCGGCUAGCGAGGCGGGCAAUUACGCGCUCGUCUUCGACAAUACCUUUUCCAAACAGAUCUCCAAGACCGUCACUCUCGUGCUGUUGACCUACCCGACGGGCCUACAACCGCAUGGUUCUGCGCCGCCGUCUAUCGCUCGCUCUCAUGCCGGUGGCUCGUCGGAUUCCCUACCCCAGCCUCGAACGCGCCGACGUGGAAAUAGCAAGUCCACGCUGAGCGCGCAAGUGUCGGACUCGUCGGUGCAUACGGGAUUGUUGCAGAAGCGUCGGCGGAAGAGACACCAGGGCUGGGCGCGUCGGUUCUUCUCGUUAGAUUUUACAUCGUCUACGCUGUCUUAUUACCAUGAUCCGAACUCGUCUGCUCUGCGCGGUGCUAUUCCGUUGUCGCUGGCAGCGGUAGCUACCAAUGAGAAAUCGCGUGAGAUUUCUAUUGAUUCGGGCACCGAGAUUUGGCAUCUCCGUGCGAGUAAUGAUCAAGACUUUUCGUCCUGGAAGCGCGCGUUGGAAAAGGCUUCGUCUAAGGAUUCCAACCCGAAUGAACUCUCCGUUAUUGGGGGAGCGCCGCAGCUUCGUUUGACUACGCCGGGACAUCCCUCACCGGCGGAAGAAGCUAAGUGGGCUCAGGUCGAGAAGUUGGUCAGCCAGGUUUCCGGCUCGCGAGAUGCGGUGCGCCGUCUAGCUCGGGAUACCGAUCCCAAGUAUAUUGUGUCUCCUGCUCCGUCGCCCAUAGAGCCACGGAGCCGUGGCCGUUCCCCGAGUCCCGGCCCUGCUGCGGCGCAGGAUGCGUCCAGUUCGGAUCCUAAGCGGUCAUUCUGGAAGCGCAAGACCAGUGGGAAUAAUUCGAAACGGCCGCCCGGUCCAGAGCAAACCAAUUCCAGCUCGUCCCAGCUGGUUGUGCCUAAGCCAGACGGAACCGGUAGACCUGCAAGCAUUGCUAGUCAUGCUGAUGGCAUGGAUGAGAUUCAUGAAAAUCUGAUGGCUGUGCUACGUGAUCUUGAUCAUGCGGUGUCGGAGUUCUCGGCACUGAUUGCUGAGAGUAAGCAGCGCCGACACCCGCCAAGGUCUGCCAUUAUUCCUCGAAAGAGUAUGGAAUCGGAUAUCUCGCAGGAAUUCUUUGAUGCGACGGAUGGAGGUGCUACGUCUCCACUUUUGACUAUCCAAGAUAGCGACGGCGAAGAUGCAGAGGACGCUGCUGAGAAUGUAGAAGAUGAUGCACCUUCAGACAGUGAAGAUGAGACCGAGGCUACGACUCCGCACGACACCAGCAGCGCCUCUCCCUUGUUCCCAGCUCGUCCAAAGUCUCUCACUCCAUUGCCUCUUGACAAGAUUCGUCGUCGUCAGAACAUUGCAGCACCAACAGUCCUCCCUCCCAGUUUGAUUGGAUUCUUACGCAAGAAUGUCGGCAAGGACUUGUCCACGAUAUCCAUGCCCGUAUCUGCAAACGAACCUCUAUCUUUGCUCCAGCGCGCAGCAGAGAUCCUGGAAUACUCCUCGCUCCUCGACCAAGCAGCCCAAGCCUCCGACCCCGUCGAACGUCUCAUGUACGUAACCGCCUUCGCCCUGUCCUCGCUCUCCAGCAACCGCGUCCGCGAACGUUCCAUCCGCAAACCCUUCAACCCCAUGCUCGGCGAAACCUACGAGCUCAUCCGCGAAGACCAAGGCUUCCGCUUCAUCGCAGAAAAGGUCUCCCACCGCCCCGUCCAACUAGCCUACCAAGCCGACAGCCGCGAAUGGAGUCUCGCACAAUCCCCGAUGCCCAGCCAGAAAUUCUGGGGCAAAUCCGCCGAGAUCACGACCGAAGGCCGCGUCCGGAUCACCCUCCACUCCACCGGCGAGCGCUUCAGCUGGACACCCGCAACCUCCUUCCUGCGCAACAUCAUCGCGGGCGAGAAAUACGUCGAACCCGUCGGCGAACUAGCAGUCGCCAACGAAUCCACCGGUCAUCGCUCCAUCUCCACCUUCAAGGCCGGCGGCAUGUUCUCCGGUCGCAGCGAAGAAGUCACCACCCGCGCCGUCGAUUCGUACAAUCAACCCAUCGCCCUCGGUCUAACGGGAACAUGGCCAGCCUCGUUAACACUCACCCGCGACGGCAGUCCCUCCGGUAAACCCAUCUGGACUGCUGGACCUUUAGUCCCGAGCGCACCAAAGCACUACGGCCUAACAGCCUUCGCCGCGGCCCUAAACGAGAUUACUUCCAUCGAAGAGGGCCGUUUGCCCGAGACAGACUCGAGACUCCGUCCUGACCAGCGUGCCUUGGAAGAAGGCGACUUGGAUCGCGCGGAGGAAGUCAAGGUCCAGCUUGAGGAGGGUCAGCGUGCGCGCAGACGCGAUAUGGAAGCUGCGGGGGAGAAUUGGACGCCGAGGUGGUUUACACGGGUGAGUGAGGAUUCGGAUGGGGAGGUUGUGUGGCGGUUGAAGGGGGGGAAGGAUGGGUAUUGGGAUGAGAGGGCUAGGGGGAGUUGGUCGGGCGUUGUGCCAGUUUUUGAGAAUUGA